AUGGACACAAUGGCACUUGGAUUCACCACAGCAACGGCCUCCGGGACCGACCUGCACUCCAACCUGAGUUCGACAUUGGCGGCUUCCUCCUCCUCCCUUAGCUCCCUCACGGACUACUCAACGUACCCUCUGAUCCGCCAGGGCGACCGCACCUACUUCCGCGACCCGGAGGAUACCUACCCUCUGCCCUGCGACCUGCCCGAGAUCCACCGCCAGAGCCUGCGCACGUUGAUGCUACUGCGCGUCUUAGGCGGCCCGUUUUGCAAUCCCCACUUGGCCAAUCGCCCGCCCAAACGCAUCCUGGAGAUCGCAUGCGGGUCCGGCUUGUGGUCCGGUCUGUGCCACGAAUACUUCUCCCGUCGGGGCCACUCCAACAUCGCCUUUGCGGGAAUCGACGUCGUUUCCAUUGCGCCUGAUCUGCGCAAGCAGGGCAUGAACUGGCAGUUCAAACGUCAUGACCUACGCCGACCCCGCCUACCCUUCCCGGACGAUUAUUUCGACUUCGUGUUUAUCAAAGAUGCCGGCAUGUGUCCAGCCAGCCCAGCGCAAUCAGCGUCCGGGUUGAGUGAGCCUCUGCGAGUGUUGAAAUCCGGGGGGAUCCUGGAAGUGUGGGAUUCAGAUUGGAGUUUCCGCUCGCUGCUCCCGAACCCGGCUCCAGCCCGCAAAACAUCGUCGAAGGAACAAGAGAUUGCCGAUACGACGGCCACAUACACAUUCUCCUCUGCGACUCCAUUCACACGAGCGCAGAACAAAUACUUGGUGGAUUAUAACUCGUGGGUGGAGAAGUCGUUCGACCAACGCAAACUCACAGCGCUUCCGUGCGCCACUAUCGGCUUAUCGUUCAACUCCGAGGUAGACGUGCUGGAAAAUGUCGACAGUCGCCGCGUUGCAGUCCCGCUAGGUGAAUUGCGGUGGGAGCGCGAGGGCCAAGGCAAGGACUCCAAGGGCCGUCCACGAAAAGCCUUGACCCCGGAACAAAUAUCCAUCCGACGAACGGCGCUUCUCACGACGAUCCAGAUGAUCGGAGGGCUCGAGCCCCUGCUCAUGGAAUCCAGCGGAAAGAGCCGCGAUGAAUGGGACCGAUGGUGGGCAGCGAUGACUGCCGACUUUCUGCAAAAAGGCGGACUUGCCAGCGGCGAGUGUCUUGAAGUGAGUGCCUGGUGGGGACGCAAAAAAUGA
Messenger RNA from Penicillium canescens, 1179 nucleotides. RefSeq names its product class I SAM-dependent methyltransferase. Bases 1 to 1179 code for a protein of 392 amino acids. The transcript has a single exon. Lineage: Eukaryota; Fungi; Ascomycota; Eurotiomycetes; Eurotiales; Aspergillaceae. The record is from RefSeq and is a predicted model, not a curated record. Gene Ontology annotation, molecular function: methyltransferase activity.